Messenger RNA from Aspergillus mulundensis, 735 nucleotides. Its product is annotated as putative oxidoreductase, short-chain dehydrogenase/reductase family. Bases 1 to 735 code for a protein of 244 amino acids. Gene Ontology annotation, molecular function: oxidoreductase activity. The record is from RefSeq and is a predicted model, not a curated record. The transcript has 2 exons. NCBI's taxonomy places the organism in Eukaryota, Fungi, Ascomycota, Eurotiomycetes, Eurotiales, Aspergillaceae.
AUGUCGCUCUCCGGAAAAGUCGUCCUUAUCACCGGCGCCUUCAAAAGCAUCGGCAAAGCGACCGCCAAGCGCCUGGCCAGCGAAGGCGCCAGCCUGGUCCUUAACUACAACACCGACGCCUUCUCCGCCAACGAGCUAGUUAACAAAAUCGGCAAUAACCGCGCCCUCGCCGUGCAAGCCAACGCCUCUAAACUCCCAAAAAUCAAUCGCCUGGUCAAAGCAACCGUCGCCAAGUUCGGCAAAAUCAACAUCCUUAUCCCCAACGCCGGCAUCCUGCCCAUGCGCGAUCUCGAACACACCACCAAGAAGGACUUUAACUUUACCUACAACCUAAUGGUCAAGGGGCCGUACUUUCUUGCACAGGCACCAAAGCACAUCCCCCCCGGCGGGCGCAUCAUCCUCGUCUCAACAGGCGUAACAAUCCUCUCAAGCAUCGCCCCAACAUACCUCCUCUACGCCUCCGCCAAAGCAGCCGUUAAACAAAUAACGCGCGUGAUAGCCAAGGACCUCGCGCGCAACGGGAUCCUGGUUAACUACAUCGCGCCGGGCCCAACAACAACAGGGCUCUUCCUAAACGGCAAGUCCAAGCAAAUGAUCAAGAUGGUGGAGGGGUUCAGCCCGUUCAACCGCAUCGGCGAGCCGGAGGAGAUUGCCAAUGCGCUGUUUUUCUUGUGCAGUAGGGAUAGUAGUUGGGUUUUAGGGCAGGUUCUUUAUGUGAAUGGGGCAAUGGCUUAG